GCACUCUCAGAGUUCAUCCUUCAGCCGGCACUCAAAACUCUCUAAUUGCAGACCUGAUCGUAUCUCUGUUGGAUAGAAAUGGCUGAUAAGGAAACUGGUUCUGAAUCCAAGAAUGAGAAAUCAAACGAGACCCAGAUUUCUGACAAUGCAACCACUCUUGAAAACAUAGUCCAGCAGAUCCAGAACACAAACCCUAUUAACCCACUGCACAAGUUUUGGGAGACGCAACGGGUGGGACAGUUCAAGGAUGGGUUUGUUCUUGGCCUUGUCGGCCAAGAAAAAGAGGGAGCUUCUUACAUAGUUAUGGCCUGCAAUGUGAAGCAUCUCCACUAUAAUAAACAAAGGCAGAUGGUCACGGAUAAAGAUAACAAGUUCGUGUCUCUCAAUAACACUUCCAUGCUUAUGUGCUCGGACUUUAUCCUAGAAUCUAGGUGUUUUGAAGAGCUUUCAAAGCAGGUUCAGCAUGCUGAACGUGUAUCUGGUGUUAUUCCACGGGCCGAACUUAUUGAUCGUUGUGCAUAUCUAAGCACACAGUUUGUAUUUGGUGACAAAAUAAAAGCCGUGUUAGGAGGGUGGAGUUUUGAUGGAUAUGAAGGAGAUGAUUACCGGGAGAAGUGGACUCCGUAUCUCUUCAGCAUGCCGGAUGGAUGUCUUGACCCAAGCGUUGUUGCGAUUGGGGCAGGUGUCUCCUCGGAUGCCCGAAGGAUAUUAGAGGAUUGGUCCUUGAACGGAGGACAAUCUCUGGACUCCGCUUUAAAGGUGAUGGAGCAAGCAGCGAGAAGCUGUUAUCAGGAGCGCCUUUCCCCCUAUUUCAAAGUUUGGUUUUCCUAUUCACCGUUGAAGCAGUGGACUCUUUACCUAGAUGAGGAGUUGAAGCCUGAAGCGAAGGGCAAGAAGCGUAAGAGGAAUUAGCGUAGACUUACUUUGAUUGGUGCUUGAGCCCCAGUUUUUUUUUGGAGUGGGUUCAACUCUUUAAGCCUUAAUUUCAUUCACAGAUUUAAUGGUAAGUAUGUUGGCACUCAGUGUGAAUGAGUAGUACUUUGUGAAUUGUGGAGGAUGUGGGUUUUUGAUUUUAUCUUUAGUUGAAAAUGAAUUGUUUUUUCCUCU
Molecule: messenger RNA, 1107 nt
Organism: Cuscuta campestris
Lineage: Eukaryota; Viridiplantae; Streptophyta; Magnoliopsida; Solanales; Convolvulaceae
Source: the annotation of a GenBank genome assembly